AAAACAAGCUCUGUUUGUUUUAUUAUUUUUGAUACCAUAGUCUUUAUAAUUAUAAUAAUAUCAGAAACAUAUUCAUCUCUACACCUCUAUGUAUAUUAUGAAAACUAUUAACGGUGAUUUUAAGAUGUGUUCCUGUAAAAAAAGUACGAAUCAAGUGUGACGCGGAUCAAAUAGAAUGCCGACAAGAUGAAGCUUUUAUCGCUGCUAUUUACGAUUAUCACGACUUUUUACGUCCCGCUUGUCUUCGCUCAAAAUGAAAAUUGUACGAGGCCUAAUUAUCGGUGUGACUACGAGUUAUCGGUGGAAAAACUUUCUGAGACUUUGGGAAAAAAGUUUAAUGAGAUAGUCGCAACAGAACUCGGCAGUGAUUAUUCCACGCAUUUCGAAGUACGCACCGCUUCGAAAGUAAGCCGAAAUCAACCCUCAGAUAAUGACCUGCUUUUCACUAUAGCCAGUAAAAUAAGCUACAAGCUCACCUCUGCGGCUACAAUACUUAAAGAUAUGAGCAAAGCUAUUAACGGCAACAAUACUCCGUCCUUCACGUAUCCCUGUCCAUUCAACUCUAUACGUAAGUCAGUGUUUAUUAAAAAUGUUGAAUUAUUUGAAAAUAUGCCUUUGGACCCUAAGUCUCAAAUGUUGGAGCGUUUCAAGGAUUUAAAAGUAAAACGACAGUAUUACCUUUCACAUAUUGACUAUGCAACAGAUAAAGACUGUGUUACAAUGCCACACUCUAAUUUGAGAUAUCUUUAUCACAAGGUUGUGCACCCAGCUUCAAAAUUUGUUGUAUUUAUUAUUGAUAAUAACAUGAGCUCAGGAUCAUUGCAGCAUGCAGUAAGAGUAGCUCGAGAGAUGGCCUAUGCUCUACAAAGCACUGAUGUUAUUGCAUUGAAGGUGACCAAUACUACUGGAUUUCUGAAAUUUGAUGACACAUGCAGUAAAGAAGGUGUAUCCAGCCUAGGCAAUGCUACAGAUAACAACAAACUGCUAUUACGGGAGUACUUUUCAUUGCUGGACAUUGCACCUUCAAAUGUUUCCCCUCUGACUAUAAAUAAAGAACUAAAAGCUCUACUCGCUGAGAAAUCAUUACCUACCAACAAGCUGUUCGUAUUUAUGACAGAUACUAAGAUUUUAAAGAAUGAAACAUGGCUGAAAGUCUUUCCUUAUUCAACAAAUGACGAUAACAUGAAGUUUGCCAUUGGUCUGAUAUAUGAAAAUGAUGCAGCUAGAAACAGUUCUUUGGGAAUAUUUCACAUGGAUAAGUGGCACAAUCACUCCAGCAACCACUCUGUGCUUAGGUUGCACAUAAACAACAGUGGGGUGGUGGGGCAAGUGGCAUCAGCAUUUAUUUCACUAUUACCUGAUACAUAUCAAAACAAUUUAAUAAUAACUGAAGGCCCACUCUGGGAAGCAACAGAUAGAGACUUUAUGGUGUCCUUGAUGCUGCCUAUAUCUUCUGGGAUUCUAGGAUUAGAUUUAUAUUGGUCUGAUCUUGCUGAGGACAUUAUAUACUUUAAGGAUUUAAAUUUAAAAAAGAGAGCAUUUGUGAUGGAUUUCUCAGGUAAAGUGCUUAUGCACUCAUAUUUUCCAAGACCUGAGACAGCUUCUGAAAAAAUCAAAUUCACUCACUUGGAAAGUGUUGAGGCUUAUGACUUCAUUCACAGUGUAAAACAAGAAAUGGUAUCCAAGAGUUCUGGUAACUUCACAGUGACCGAUCAGAGUUCUAGUAAUUCCAUUGUUUAUUCUUGGAGAUGGGUUGAAAAGUUGUAUAUUGUUUGUAUAGUUUCAGAAACAGUAGGAAAAAGUUUUUUAAACAAGACUAACAUUUCCCUUGCUAGAAGCAACAAAGAAAUAUUAUUUCAUAGAUUAGAUUUGUUUCCUCCAAAAAAUGGCAAAAUUUGUCGUCAUUUCAAACAAAUAGCCACAAUUGAUCAAGGUACAGUUUAUUUGAGUCCUUCUAGCUUUCAGUCGCCAUUCACUUACUUAUAUGAUAUGGGGAAUGGCCAUGAAGCAGUUAUGUAUAUGCAAAACUAUUUGGCAUAUUUGAAAAGUGUUGCUCAUGGAUUGCUCUCUAAUCCGGGAUUGAAAAAUGAAAUUCAACAAGAUGUGGGAUUUCUUAAUUCUCUUUUGACUUUUUAUAAAAAUCAGCAUUUGCAUGGAACCUACUCCAAAUACAUAGUUAGAAGGUAUGCAGUAACUGAAAGUGGUGUACUUGUCAUGUAUCCUGGCACAGUUUUAGAAUAUGACUAUGAACCUGUUCGAAGACCCUGGUAUACAUAUGCCUUAGAAAAUCCAGAUAAAAUUGUUCUUACUCCUCCAAAUUUAGAUGUGGGUGGUGCAGGAUAUGUGGUGUCAAUUUCUUAUGCUUUAAAAAGUCCUCUUCAUCCCACUAUGGUAGUCUCUAUGGAUGUCACCAUGGGCUUCCUUUAUAAACUGCUAAUUGAUAGCAUGCCUUUAUGUGAAAAGGCACAUAUUAAAUGCUUCAUUAUGAAUAACAGAGGCUACCUAGUUUCUCAUCCAGGCUUAAUGGAUCCUAACAGUUCCGGCCCUAUUGAACAGCAGCAUAUCACCCAUAAAGAGUCUAUGAUCGCAACAGACAUGCUUAAUCACAAAGGAUUUGUCACAAAAAGACUAUGCAGUAAUUUCUAUGACAAGACUAUACAAAGAUUUUACGAAUUUAAUACUUCUCUCCCAAAUAUUCUUUCCAAUGCAGUGUCUGGAGACCACUGUGUUCAUUACUACAUUGCAGCCAUUCCUGGUACGAAUGCCUUUAUAGGUCUUGUAAACGCGUCUUGCGUUGCAGCCUCUUUUUGUCCCUGCAGUAUGGUGGACAGGCUCUGUCUUAACUGCAAUCGGAUGGAACAGACAGACUGUGAGUGCCCUUGUGAAUGCACUUCUGAAAUUUACGAGUGUCCAAACACUAAUUUUACUAAGAUCAAUCAGGAGAUUCCCUUAUGCGGAAUGAUGCCAGAAAAUAAUAACCAUAAAUCGCAUUAUUUUCACAAUUUUGCUGAAACUUUGCAGGCCUGUUUCGAUUUUCAAUGUGAAACUUACUCAACGCGUUCAUCUUGCUUGGGUAUAUUAGGUUGUGAGUGGUGUCAGGUUGAUACAGAUGGCCAUUCCCAACUUUCGACGCCAUAUUGCACUUCUCAGUCUACGUGCUUUAAUGGAGUUCUUGGUGCCGUUACUCCGUAUGGCGAGGGCACCUUAGGUCACGUUAGUAGAGACGUGACAGGAAACUAUUUAGGUCCGAUUGCAGGUUGUAUUGUUACUAUUAGUCUAGUAAUAGCCGUUGCCAUAUAUUGCUAUAGGCAAAAUGUUACGACGGCCAGUUGCCAUAAUUUAUAUGUAGAUGGUCCUGCCGAAACUUGGCCUGAUGCAGACGUACAAAUGAGCCAUUUACAGUCUGAUGACACCCAUGAUCUUUCUGGGCAAGAUAAACUAUUGCCAGCCAUGGAAAUAGAAGCCCCCAUUUCGCCAUACAGGGUAGUGACCGGUUACAGACGCUCCCACACGGCUGGAGGCUCAGAUCACGGGUAUUCUACGAUGACCCCGCAUGAGGACUCUGAAGCGACCGGAUUUUCGGUCAAUGAUCCAAUAAUUCUGUCAGAUGACACAAAAUCAGAUAUAAGCUGCCCACUUCCAGCUAAGAUUAAGCCCAGAUUAAAAGCUGGCGAUCUUAGCGUGACUGUUCUUCCCUGUGGCAAAAAUAGUGUAAUAGCUCCUGUGACUGUUCAUAGACAUAUGGAAGCCUCGUAAUACGUUAAUUAUUCAUAAUCUACCUCUGUUGUACAUAGCAUUAAUGUUAAUGUGGUCAAGCAGCUUAAUUUUUUUAUUAAAUGUGAUAUAUUAUACAUACUUGCUAAUGUUAGUGAAUUUGGGUAAUGAUUUUAGUAUCAGAAUUUUGGUUACUACAUAAUGGUGCUCUUCCUUGAUUUCUGUACUGUAAUAAUGUACUUAUUUUUUAUACAUUGUUUUGUGAAGC
Molecule: messenger RNA, 3982 nt
Organism: Cydia amplana
Lineage: Eukaryota; Metazoa; Arthropoda; Insecta; Lepidoptera; Tortricidae
Product: VWFA and cache domain-containing protein 1
Exons: 1
Coding region: 187-3756 (1189 amino acids)
Cellular component (GO): voltage-gated calcium channel complex
Molecular function (GO): voltage-gated calcium channel activity
Source: RefSeq, a predicted model, not a curated record